AUGUUCCGUCUCUCUUCGAUCAUCACAGCAGGUCUCGCCCUGAUCAGUUCCGUCAACGCCGCCUGUGGCGAUGGAACACCGCAGGGUGUAGUCUCAGGCUCAGGCUCCUCAUUCACCGCCACUGUCAACGGCGCAAAUGUUUACUCUGGCUCCGACUACCGUCUCGCCAUCCAAACAGCACUCGACCGCAUUGGCACUAACCAGCGUGUCACGGUCCGCGCCUCGGGCAGCAUAGGCGCUAGCACUAUCGUUGUCACUAGCGGGAAGACGUUUGAGGUCUGCGGUACCAUGAACGUCGUCUACAAAGCUGGUCGUGGCGCCAUCGAGGCUAUCAACCAGAACGAUGUCAAGAUCCCCUACCUCAAGAUGACGGGUAACCCUUACUUUGGCAUGCGCUUCUCUGGUACCCGUAACCUGGCUCUUGGUGAUAUCACAAUGAACCUCAGUGGUGGUCUCGGAAUUCGGUUCGACCGCGACGCGAACUGGAACUAUGGAGUCAGCAUGGGUAACAUUGUUGUUACCGGAGCUGGUAGCCACGCUGUUGAGACAUUCAAGAUCGACGGUCUUACCAUUGCUUCCGUCAAGGCCCGCGACGUUGGUGAAUCGGGACUACUUAUCCAAGAAUCACGAAACGUUCGCGUUGGCUACGUCGAAGGCAACAACGUCGGCGCAGGCACAGGUUAUGCAACUCUUCGUUUCGCCAACGAGAAUGGAAAGCUCAACAAUGUCUAUACCACGACCAACGUCUUCGUCGACAAGGUCUACUCUCGAGGUGGUGGCCGUGGAAUCUUCUGCGUGUCCCAGUCAGGCGCCGCCGAGAUCAAGUCAAUCGAUCUUGCAAACAACGGAAACAAUGCCAUUCUCAUCGAGAACUGUUACAACCUGGCUAUCCGAGAUGGUGUCAUCAACGGAGGCGGAGAGGUUCGUGUUUCUGCUCGUAGCGAGUUUCCCAACACCAGCGGUAUCUACGUCAAGGCCCAAGUCAACAACAACAGUGUUCGGGAGUCUCCUUGCGCUCAGAACAUUUACUGGGGUAUUACUGGUAAUGCUAAGAAGAACGUCUGCUGA
Fusarium pseudograminearum CS3096 is the source of this 1068-nucleotide messenger RNA. RefSeq lists its product as uncharacterized. The record is from RefSeq and is a predicted model, not a curated record. Bases 1 to 1068 code for a protein of 355 amino acids. NCBI's taxonomy places the organism in Eukaryota, Fungi, Ascomycota, Sordariomycetes, Hypocreales, Nectriaceae. The transcript has a single exon.